Molecule: messenger RNA, 1864 nt
Organism: Hemibagrus wyckioides
Lineage: Eukaryota; Metazoa; Chordata; Actinopteri; Siluriformes; Bagridae
Gene: pi4k2a
Product: phosphatidylinositol 4-kinase type 2 alpha
Exons: 9
Coding region: 147-1490 (447 amino acids)
Biological process (GO): phosphatidylinositol phosphate biosynthetic process; Golgi organization; endosome organization
Cellular component (GO): lysosomal membrane; plasma membrane; endosome
Molecular function (GO): 1-phosphatidylinositol 4-kinase activity
Source: RefSeq, a predicted model, not a curated record
GAAGCUGAUGGUCAGGAGACUUGUUUUAGUUUGAGGAGCUUCUUCUCCACGGAGCCGCAUCACACUUCCAUUAAACACCGUGACCGCGCGCGCAGACUUCCUUUCUUCCCUCGCCUUCCUGUGUUUCUUCUAAUAUCUCCUCCUCCAUGGAUGAAACGAGUCCGCUCGUGUCUCCUCUGCGCGACUCCGCCGACUUCGGUGCUUUCACCGCCGAGCCGGCGAGUCCCCGGGGCGGAUUUGGCGGCGCGCCGGGCACGGUGAUCCGCGUCCCGGCAGGGAGUCCCGGGCGCAGCCGGGAGAGGCAGCCGCUCCUGGACCGGGACCGCGGCGGAUCUCCGCGGGACCCGCUCAGAAACGAGUUCCCGGAGGAUCCGGAGUUCAGGGAGAUCAUCCGCAAGGCGGAGAGAGCCAUCGAGGAGGGGAUCUACCCGGAGAGGAUCUACCAGGGAUCCAGCGGGAGCUACUUCGUCAAAGACUCACAAGGGAAGAUCAUCGGCGUGUUCAAGCCAAAGAACGAGGAACCCUAUGGUCAGCUGAACCCCAAGUGGACCAAGUGGCUGCAGAAGCUGUGCUGCCCCUGCUGCUUCGGGCGAGACUGCCUCGUCCUCAAUCAGGGCUAUCUGUCUGAGGCUGGAGCCAGCCUGGUGGACCAGAAACUGGAGCUCAACAUUGUGCCAAGGACCAGGGUGGUGUAUUUGGCGAGUGAGACGUUUAACUACAGUGCCAUAGACAGAGUGAAGUCUCGGGGGAAACGACUCGCUCUGGAGAAAGUGCCCAAAGUGGGGCAGCGUUUCCACAGGAUCGGCCUACCACCUAAGGUCGGAUCAUUCCAGCUCUUCGUAGAUGGUUAUAAAGACGCAGAUUUCUGGCUGAGGAAGUUCGAGACCGAGCCGUUACCCGAAAACAACAACCGUCAGCUCCAGCUCCAGUUCGAGAGGCUGGUGGUGCUGGACUACAUCAUCAGGAACACAGAUCGAGGCAACGACAACUGGCUCAUAAAGUACGACUGCCCAAUGGACAUGUCCGGGAACAGGGACAGUGACUGGGUGGUGGUGAAGGACCCCAUCAUUAAGAUAGCUGCCAUUGAUAACGGCCUGGCGUUUCCCCUUAAACACCCAGAUUCAUGGAGAGCCUACCCGUUCUACUGGGCGUGGCUGAUUCAGGCGAAGGUGCCGUUCUCUCAGGAGAUCAAAGAGCUCGUCUUACCCAAACUGUCUGACCCCAAUUUCAUCAAGGACCUGGAGGAGGACCUGUAUGAGCUCUUUAAGAAAGAUCCAGGUUUUGACAGAGGCCAAUUCCACAAACAGAUCUCAGUAAUGAGAGGACAGAUCCUGAACCUGACCCAGGCCCUGAAGGACGGUAAAUCGCCCCUGCAGCUGGUUCAGAUGCCCCCCGGGAUCGUGGAGACGGCCCGGGCGCCGCAGCGAGCCAACAGCGAGUCCUACACGCAGAGCUUCCAGAGCAGGCGGCCGUUCUUCACGUGGUGGUGAUGCGUACACGGGUAGUGGGCGUGGCUGACCCGAGACCUGCUACUCUUCCUCAUGAACUGCAUUUUGGGAAGGAACCGAACAGAGACGAUGUUGGGGUGAAAGAAGCAGAGGAUCCGCUUCCUUUUAGCCUUUUUGUUUUCCUCCCAGAAUCAAAUCUGAGAUUCCUGGAACAUUAAUAAAGGAACACUGACCUGCCACACUGUUUGCACACACACACACAAUUGUAAUCACACUGGCCAUGGAUGUGCACAUAACCCUGCAGCUCUCUCUCUCGCCCGCACCAUCGCCCUCUGGCUGUGUGGAGGACAAACUGCAUGUCCAUAACCACUGACCCUAAACACGUGUAACUGACCACAACAGUGCCAGACUUCUCU